This is a messenger RNA of Zymoseptoria tritici IPO323, 699 nucleotides long. RefSeq lists its product as uncharacterized. The coding region runs from base 1 to 699 and encodes 232 amino acids. The record is from RefSeq and is a predicted model, not a curated record. NCBI's taxonomy places the organism in Eukaryota, Fungi, Ascomycota, Dothideomycetes, Mycosphaerellales, Mycosphaerellaceae. The transcript has a single exon.
AUGGCUUCGGAACCAAGCGAGUCCGGAUCCGUCUCCACGCGCACACGCGCGAAGAACAAUCAGCGCGCAGGCGUCUCCCCCAAACCAAAGAAAGCAAAAGCCAAGAAAGCGAGAGACGAGCCCAAAGUCAAGCGUCACGAAGCGGUCGCAUCUGGAAGCAAGGCAGGAGCCCAACUCAAGAAGUCAAAGGACGCCAUCGAGUUUCCCAAAGACCCACUCCCACCUCUCAAGUCCGGCCAGCUGAUCCGCAUCGGCCACCCCGACGAGCUGAACGCUCAGCUUUUCACCGAUGACUACGAUGACAUCGAUGAGCGCUCCUACAAGAAGGGCGCAAUCCCAGAUCUGCGUCAAGCUCCGAGCCGCCAGCUCAACAACAUCAUCGCACGAGAAUAUGAGAUGCGUACGUCUAUCGCCCUCAACCACGAUUACGCUCCGCAACCAGCUAUUCCUCGCGCUCCGCGCGCUACCGAUUACGAGACCAUCAUCGGCACCCCAAACAAACGCUGGAAAUUCGGCAAGAUUGGAGCCGACUUGAUCCUUCCCGUGCAAGUCAACCUCUACACAGACUGGUUGAAAGCUCGCUCCGACAACCCCGAGCUCGUCAAGGACUAUUUCGAGCUCCAGGACAUCGACGGAAAGUCGAUCCCGUGGGCCAAGCAGCCUCCCGAGAAGCUCGCCGGCAAGGCACUCGAGGCCUAG